AUGGCGCAAGAAUACAAGUUGAAAGGAGUGACUUCACUCGACCUCAAACCGGGUGACAAACAUGAAGUCGAGGUAGAGGGUCUUGAUGCGCGUGUUCUUCUCGUCAAUGCCGGCGGGCAGGUCCAAGCAAUUGCCUGCUUUAACGCCAAGACUGGCGACGUGGAAGAUGCGCCUGCUUUGAACCCCCUUCCUGUUUUCAAGGCGACCGAACGUGAUGGGGCUGUCUACAUUACUGGCGAAACCGACACGAUAAAGAAGGGCUAUCGGACGCCCAAUUUCACAUGCGCCACCACCAAGGACGAGAGGAUUCUUAUUGUGGGAGGCGGUUCUGGUGCCCUCGGCACUGUGGAGGGCUUACGCGGUGGCGGGUACGAAGGUGCCAUUACGCUGAUUUCCAAUGAGGGUUAUCUGCCGAUUGACCGUCCGAAGCUCAGCAAGGCCCUCUUGACGGAUCUUGCCAAGCUACAAUGGCGAGGUGAGAAAUGGUACAGGGACGGAACCGUCGAGAUUGUCAACGACGAGGUUACCUCCGUGGACUUUGCCGCGAAGACCACAACAACUAAAUCGGGCGGGGAGUUUGGGUACAACAAGCUAGUCCUCGCCACGGGCGGUUCGCCCCGGCAACUUCCACUACCAGGGUUCAAAGAUUUAGACAACAUCUUCACACUCCGGAACGUCCACGAUGCGAAGCGCAUCGUCGCCGCUAUCGGUGACAAGGGAAAGAAUAUUGUGGUGAUUGGGUCGUCGUUUAUUGGCUUGGAAAUUGCCGUGGCGACUGCAAAUGGGAAUAACGUUACCGUUGUUGGUAUGGAGAAAGCUCCUUUAGAGCGAGUGCUGGGUGAGCGGGUUGGAAAUUUCGUGAGAACUCUUGUGGAAGGGAAAGGCGUCAAGUUCUAUUUAUCAGCGGGUGUCGAGAAGGCGGAACCAGCUGCGUCGAACCCGUCUCGCGUUGGGUCCGUCUACCUCAAGGACGGAACCAAGUUGGAUGCCGACCUUGUCAUUCUCGGCGUCGGGGUCGCACCGGCCACUGCAUACCUCAAGAACAACAGUGCGGUGCGUCUUGAGCAGGACGGGAGCCUUAAGGUUGAUGAGAGUUUCUCUGUCGCCGGUCUGGAAGAUGUGUACGCCAUUGGUGAUAUUGCAACCCACCCGUACCGCGGCCCAGGAGGUGAAGGAAAGUUUGUGCGCAUCGAGCACUGGAACGUGGCGCAAAAUGCAGGGCGGUCAGUUGCCAGUCAUAUUCUCAACCCGAAGCGCACACCCGAAUUUUACACUCCGGUCUUUUGGAGCGCCCUUGGGGCACAGCUACGCUACUGUGGGAACACUAUGGCGAGCGGCUGGGACGACGUGGUGAUCCAAGGAAAUCCAGAGGAAGGGAAGUGGGUUGCGUAUUACACCAAGGGUGAGACGGUUGUUGCAAUGGCAAGCAUUGGCAAGGAUCCGGCAAUGGCCCAAAGCGCCCAGUUGAUGUCGCUUCACAAAAUGCCGAGCAAGACGCAGCUUCUGGACGGACUGGACAUCCUGACCCUCGGACCUCCCCACUACCGACUGACAUUCCACCCUCUGGCACGCAUUCCGGGACCAAAGCUGGCUGCAAUCUCUAACCUCUGGCACGCUCAACACAUUAGAGAUGGUCGCUCUCGAGAACUCGGUAAAUGUCUCCAUUCUCAGUAUGGCCCGGUAGUCAGGGUCGGGCCGAAUGAAGUGUGGGUUAAUUCCGUUGAAGGGUUCAAGAAAAUUUACAGUCCCACAAAUGGUCUGCAAAAAGCAGACUUUUAUCUGGCAACGGCGCUGAAUAAACCGCGAAUUGAUUGGCAGCUCAAGGCUCAUUUCCCGGAUACGUUGGACCUUCUGUCAGAAUUCGAUAUUCGACGUUAUAGACGACAGCGACGCCUCAUUGGGCCUGUCUAUUCGGCGUUGAACAUGAAGAAGUUUGAACCCGUGGUGGACAGGGUCAUGAAAGUGGCCAUCUCCGAAAUUGGGAAGCUAGACGGUGCAGAGUUGGAUUUGAAGGAGUGGAUGCACAUGAUAACGGUUGAGUGCCUCGGCGCGGUGGUCCUUUCGUGGUCACCUGGGUAUCUGGCCAACCACUCCGACGGCGGUACCAGCAGACAAAGUUACCUUGGCUGGAAGCGGAAGAGCGUUUUUGGCUUGUUUCCAGUCGUCACGAAACUGUCAUUUAUUUCCAAGGGACUUGGUCGCAGGUUUUCCAACGCCUGGGACCUGACAUUCAAGACACCUAAAGGGUUCAAGCCAUUUUUCACACCCGUGUACCAGAAAAGCUCUCGAAGAAUCACCGCCGCCUUACAGGACGGCCACAAACAGAACAAGUCAGAGUCACGUAAGGACCUGCUCCUUGACUUGAUAACCCUAUACGAGAAACACCACGGCUUUACUGAAACUUACCUUCGGCGUCUCGCUGUCACGAAUUUUGGCGCCGGCCACGAGACCAUGUGUUCGGCAUUGACGGCCGCUAUAGCGAUGAUUGGGUCUCAUCCCGAUGCUCAACAGAAGGUGACUCGAGAGGUUCGCAGGCCAUCACCCAAAAGGAACCUUGAUUACACCAUGGCCAGUAUUAAAGAGGCACAAAGACUGCAUCCAGUGAUCAGCAUGUCGCUGCCACGCAAGGUUCCAAACGGUGGCUUAGUAUUGGACAAGUACUUUCUCCCCGCAGGUACAGUAGUGGGGUGUAAUCCGGUUUCUCUUCAUCGGAACCCCCAAAUCUUUGGAUCGGAUGCCGAGAAGUACAAACCAGAAAGAUGGUUACAAGUCGAGGAGCUCAAUAGGAUUUGGGAGAUGGAAAGGACAAGUUUGACAUGGGGGGGCGGUUCGCGGACAUGCCCUGGUAGGCACCUGGCCGAAUUGGUCUUGAAAAAAGUAGUCACAGGCCUGUUUGAGGAGUUCGAGGUCGAUAUCACUGUCUUCCCUGACGAGUGCAACAUGCCGUGCUACUUCAUGGCGAUGUUGACUGGCGUGAAGGCGAGAUUUAUCCCAAGAAAACGCCCGCUAUAG
Messenger RNA from Dichotomopilus funicola, 3012 nucleotides. RefSeq names its product cytochrome P450. The transcript is spliced from 6 exons. The coding region runs from base 1 to 3012 and encodes 1003 amino acids. Gene Ontology annotation, cellular component: cytoplasm. The record is from RefSeq and is a predicted model, not a curated record. NCBI's taxonomy places the organism in Eukaryota, Fungi, Ascomycota, Sordariomycetes, Sordariales, Chaetomiaceae. Gene Ontology annotation, molecular function: 2 iron, 2 sulfur cluster binding; monooxygenase activity; flavin adenine dinucleotide binding.